This is a messenger RNA of Xyrichtys novacula (pearly razorfish), 7702 nucleotides long. NCBI's taxonomy places the organism in Eukaryota, Metazoa, Chordata, Actinopteri, Labriformes, Labridae. The record is from the annotation of a GenBank genome assembly.
GCAUUUGGCUCAAAGUCCAGGUCACACAGAAACUUUCAGUAUUGCCUCUGAGAGUGUGUCCGUGUUUCCUUUCAGUCUCUGAACUCUAUCUGUGUUCACACUGGGAAACAACAUGACCCGUUGGGCUUUUCUUGCUCCUCUUCUGCUCCUGCUGAGCCUCUUCAUAGUCAGUGUGGUCAGUCAGGAGGCCGAGGACCCACCAGCACCGACACCAGCCCCUGCCUCAGACGGCACACAGACAGAGGGCGAGGAUGAGGAGUGGGGGCUUCACUCACUAAGAGGAGGCUUUGAGUCAGUCAGCGGCUACUUUGAUUCAAUGCUGGAGUUCAUGGGUGGACGUGAUGGAGUGUGCCAAUUCCGCUGUCGAUAUGGUAAGUCUGGUUAAUGGUUAAAAAAUAGACUACAGGGCACAUUAGAAAGAUAUGUGGGACACUGAUAAACCUUAUAUGGGUCUUUGCGCAUUUAAUUUAUUUAUGAGGAUGAUAUGUGCUUCAAUCCGCUUAAAAAAUAUAUAUAUUCUACUGCUUUGUUAUUUCAAGACACUUCACAAAAGGCUGAUCUAGACUGCACUCUGAUAUGUUAAUAACAGAGACCCUAUGUUUACCCACUCUGAGCAAAAAUGUAGCUUCUUUUAACAGUCAGAAACCUCAAACGGGAGCAGAGGCCAUCUGCAGCAGCUGUGUUUGAUUUAGUGAGGUGAAUCAAGAACAGAGAGAUGGAUAGAGACAAACAAACUGAGCAGCAAUAACAAAAGUAUGUCUGUAACUUCAGCUUAGUCUGUCAACUGCAGCCAGACUAAUCUUGCAAGAAAAAUAGAGGUAAAAAAAAAAAAACUUGAUUUAUGGUAGCAUGCUUAUAGUUUUUGAGCAGAGUUAAAAAAAAAUAGAUCACAUAAAUUAUUAUUUUCAUUGUGUACUGAUAUGACUUUUUAAUGAAAAGAAAGGCAGAGAAAUGAUGCUGUGGCAGACACACCCAGUUAUGGGUGAAGCUUUAUUUGUUAUUUAAUGCUAUCUGGUAUUGGGUUUGGAUGUAAGGCUCCUGAUUGAUUAUCAGGCCCUUUAACUUUGCUUGUGCAUGUCUUUGUCAUGACAUUCUUGAUCAAGAGAUUUAUCAUCUCCACAAGUUUUUGUCCAGGUUAAAACUAGCAUGGGAUUAAUGAAAAGAGAAACUUUGAAAAAGACUGGCUAAUCUUUCCAUACCAAAGAGGAAAUAAUACUGAUAUAUCUGUGAUUCAGAGUCAGUCAGAUUUAAUUGGUUGGCUGAUGUAUUGCCAGCUGUUUUCACAUUUGUUUACAGAUGUUAUUCACUGUAAUCUAAAAAAGGAUACAAAUGCAGCAGAACCAUGAAAAAGCAGAACACUUCUGGCCCAGUCUGUUCAGGCAUCCCAUGUAUAGGGGUUAUGUUGAGUGGAUGUCCCGGUCUGAUUCCAGCCAGUCUCUCCUGCAUGCCACUCCAUGUUUUUUCUCCCUAGAGACUGCUCUGUUCACUUCCCUGUCCUCUAAAAUAAAGGCAAGAAAUCCUAAAAAUAGAAUUGAAAAUGAAGAAAACCAUUACAGAAAUAGAGCAAAGUCUAAAUUUCUUUUAAAAUAUUUGAGUAUUGAAAUCAAGACCAGUUAAGGCCUUUGUUUGUCACAAGCUCACACAGAUGAGCUGGGAAAUAAAAGACUAAAUCACAAGACCAUGAAACAAGAACACUUAAUACAAGUGAUAGACAUGUAAACAUAGUUUAAAUGUAAACAUAUACUGGUGAAGAAGAAAAAUAAACCCAUUUUAACAGAGCCAGCCAAGAUGUUUAUCCACAUUACUGGUGAUAAAAGAGAAUUAAUCAGUUUGAAUGAAAGUAAGACAGACAAAAAUUCAACACACACUGAUUUAAACCACAGGAUGGGAUUAUUUCUUCUCUCACUUAUCAUUUCUGUUAUCAUGUGGAAGAAGGUCUGAAGUCGGACUGUGACCUCAGAGUGAUAGGAGAGAUUUCAUGAAGUGACUGGGGAAUGUGUCAGGGAUCAUUCUGUGUGGAUAUGAACAUCAUGGAUGACCUUUGUUUCCUUACUCUCUGUGCAAACAUGAAUCAGAAACCAACACUGAUGUCAGAUAGAACCUGGCUUGGAAACGUAGAUUUGUUAGUGUAACACUGAUACCUGAUACGUCUGAUUUUUCUUCUUCCUUAAGGUAAAGAUCCUGUCCCACGAACAGGCUACGAGAUGCCAGAGCCAGAUGGGUGUAGUUCCUAUUUCUUUGGCCUGCCUGUUCCAGAGGCGGUACGUUUGGUUAGGGUUUAAAUUGAAUAUAUAUCAAUGUUACAGCAAAGUCCACAUUUCUGCAAGACCUCACUAAAACUAUCAGAGUGUGAAAGAAAGUCUGCACCGAGAUACACAACCGCUUACACUUGCUUACCUUUAAAUGACCCCAACCCCCCUUUAGCUUAUCAUCUAAACUCAUUUAUUGCUGACAGUGUUAAUAAUUACUGAGAUGAUCCAACGCAUCCACGGUGACACAGUACAUGACUGUAUAUCAGUGGCGAUUGCUCUAAGACUGCAAGGGAAGCUCGGCUUCCCUUAAAAUGCCACCCCCCAAAAAAAAGAAAAAGUGGUGAAAUACGUACUGCUGUGUGUACAUUUCAUUAACUAAAUACGCACUAGAAAGCCUUCAUCUUUUGUUCAGACACUGUGAUAAGAAGCUGAUAAUUAUAGGUAACCGGCAUAACUUCGUUCUCAUUCAUCCUCGCAGCGCCUCAGCGCUUUAAACAGCCGGACGCUGGGCUUCUGCUGACUUCAAUGUGGAAGCUAAAAGUGGGUUGUUCCAACAGCGAAACUAGACGCUCAUUAGAUAAAUGCUGGGCUUUGUCCCGCCCAAUGGAAGCUAAGCUUCACUGGAGUUCUAUGGCGAGAGGGCGGUCCCGACUUUCUCCCGGACUGCAAGCUUCUGCAUCCAUGAUUGGAUGAGCUGUCUGAGGCGAAAUCCUUUUUUGAUUGACAGCUAAACAAGCGAAUCAGCGAUCUUGAAGAAUAAAACAUCUACCAGAGCAUUUUCCAAGUCAUUCAUUCCGUUGUUCUUAACUGCUCCGGAGACUUUACCGAUCCUCAGCGACUUCUGUCUUUAUUAAAAACGACUGCCGUUGUGUUUGGCGACUCUGUUCUGUUACAUACUAAUAAACAAAUACAAUUAUGAUGUAGGCCAGAAAAAUGAGCUUCCCCUCAUUGAAAGACCAGCAGCCGCCACUGCUGUAUAUAUAGUAUCUAUAUAAACAGAUAAAGUAGGUAGUUUAGAUAGUUUUCUAUUUCUGCAAAGUGAAUGUGUGAUUACUGCAUUUAGAGAGACAUUAUUUCUCCUAAAAAGAUGUAAAUCACAAAGGAGAAACUCGGUUAUCUCUGCAUAAACCUGAAACUAAAGAUAUAAAUAUAACUCUCUGUAUCAGCAAAUAUCCACAUCUUUGAAUUAUGGCAAACAUUUCCUUUCCCAUUUAAAACAGUAUUUGGGGUAUUUUGGCCACUACUUGUCUGAAAAUUUGCAUCUAUGCUGUUGGAUUUGGAAGAACUACAUUGUUUGAUCAACGUCAGCUAUUGUUACGCCAAACAACAAACUUAAUUUUACAAAAUAAAAAAAAAACCCACACUUCUCCCUUAGAUUCAUGAGCAGGAGUUUUUUUUUAAUUAUUUAAUUAUUGCUUUACUUUCUUUCUCUCUCGCUCUUUUUUUUCUUAACAUAUGCUCAGAAAAGAUCGACUAAAACAUGAACAUGAUUUUCAUGAAUCCCCAAACAUCCUACAGAAGUCACUCUUGACUGCAUAUUGUCCUCAGUUUUAUCAUAAACUCCUACAAACUUGCACAUUAACCACUUUUUUUUUGUGUGUUAGGCGGACAUGGGCAUCCCCGCUAUGACCAAGUGUUGCAAUCAGUUGGAUAUGUGUUACGACACCUGCGGCUCCAACAAGUACCGCUGUGACUCCAAGUUCCGCUGGUGCCUCCACAGCAUCUGCUCCGACCUCAAGAAGAGUCUUGGCUUUGUGUCAAAAGUUGAAGGUUGGUGUCCAGGGCAGGGUUACUGAGCCUAGUCCCAUUUCUCAGCACUAUUCAAACUACAGUAAAUUUUGAUUGACACAUGGAACAUGGGCCAGACUUUGAAAUCAAAAAAUCACAGAUAUGAACAGAAAGCUGAGGCAUUUGCACAAACAAAAUCAUAAUUCUGCCACUGACUACUUAAGGUACACCGAUAGACUGUACAUAGAAUGGACAGCGUCUGCCUCCUCGCUGGGUGAAGCCACCUCAAGAACAGCACCCUCUGGUGACGGGCUGCAGCACAGGUCAUAAAUCCCGCCUCCUACAGCAAUCCUUAUGGGGCUGUGGACAAACUUUACAAAUUUAUUACACAGAAAAUAAAUGGUUCUCCUCCGUUUGCGAUGUUGACAUGGAGUUACUGUAAGACUGGUUUGUUAUAAAGUCCUCUUUUUUCUGCACAGCUCAGUUUUUAAAAGUUUUUAGGGGGUUCAUGUUUUCUAUGAUUGACACUUGAUACAGCCUAUGGGCGUAUGAAGAUUGUGUAGCUCACCCGGGGGAUACGCUGUUUGAGCCGAGCGUCAUCACAGUGACUCUCGGUGACUCACCCGCUGAAUGCGCAUAAUGCUACUGCGCAAUGUUGAUUUCAGGAAAUGGAGAAAAAAGGGGAAAUACCGAGAGCUAUUCAGCCUCAAAUUCAUAUACUGGCGGAAGGCAGAAACAAGCUGUCCAUAGUAAAUACAGUCUAUGGUUACACCAAAGUUAAUGUUGCUGUUUAUUUUUGACUUCAUGUUAACUAGCCAUCAAUACAAGCAAAACUACCACAUUUUGACAGAUGAUCAGUAUUAUAUGACCAACAACAUGGAGCAUUCCAACCUGAGCAUGAAAUUACAAGAGGCUGGCUGCCCUGGGAAUACUAUCUAUGAGGGAAAAAAAGGGUCUGACAUCCUGAUUGACAGCCCUGUGGACAAAUGCAGCUCCUUUAGACAAUCAGAGUAGAGGAGGAACAGUCGAGGAAACUAAAAUCCAAGAGACACUGAACAACCGAAAGUGGCUGAUUAUGACUCUGUUUUGCUGUGAAAUCACCCAUGGGACCUUUACUGCCUAAUCUGCAGAACAACAGCAUAUUUUUUUAGUUUGCCAAAGCAGAAGUAUGAGACUGCACUGUCUCCAAAUGUGCAGUUUCUAUCAGCUCCCAUCAUCAAAUAUAUUUUGGCUUCAUUUUUUACAUAGAGAGGAGGAGGUGAUGCCUCAUACACUCAAGAUUAAGUUCCAGCUGAUUCAAUUGAAGACACGUGCAUGUACUUCCAUGAGAAAACCCUGCAUUUACACAUCUUAGUGGAUGGCAUGUCAAGCUGUUAAAUUUCAAACAUGACCUUUUUUUUCUAUUCCUGUAUGCUGACUGACUCUCCUAUUUAUUUCUAUUUCUCUGUCAUUUCUUUUCCUCAGCUUGUGAAACGGUAGCAGACACCUUGUUCAACACAGUGUGGACUCUGGGCUGCAGACCCUACAUGAACAGCCAGAGGGCAGCAUGCUACUGUCCAGGAGAGGAGAGAGAUGAACUUUAGAGUCGACACAAAAAAAAACAACUAUUAUUUAUGACAGUAUGAGCCGGGGCAACAUCUCAUGUUAUUGUGGUGAUAUGUCACUGUGACUACUUUUGUAAUUUAUUUAGGAGUUCUUGUGGUUUUGUUUAUGAUCACACUAUUUUACUUUAAAAUACAAUUUGGAUGUUGUCAAAACUUUGGUUAUAUCACUAUUUUUUUGUCUAUAGGUGUGCAAAUAUUGACAACUGAUAUCAGGAAAGGACAAAUAUCAGAGGCUUGACAUGUCAAAAGGAAGGGAAACAUGCUGCCCUCACACACUUGAAUGUAAUUAAUUCAUAUCUUAGUAAAUUUCUGACAACACCAAUCACCUGUGAGUGUUCUGCUCAGCAACUAACAUUUAAUGGGUCAGGUCAGGUAUUGCACUACUUGGAUGUAGCAACUUUUAUUUAUUCUGAAAACUACUGAUAAGUAAAUCAAACUUGGCAGCAUUUUAGUUUUUUUGUCUUCACAUCAAUAAAAAAGUCUGUCCUGGUCAGGUAUAGAAGGCACAACUACAUAAUUUAGGCCAUAAUAUUAGGAUAUGAGCCAGUGAUACUUCAUUUUGAGGUCCCUCUAUAUAUGUCAUUCUCAGUCAAGUGUGCUCUUUUAACUUCAUUAUAACAUUUCAGAGAUUUGUAAAUCAUCACAUCCUGGGUUAUUUUCACAUUUAAGCCGUGUCCACCUCUUGUGGAAGCAGGUCUGAACAUGUCCUCCAGUAACUGUGUCAAAAUGACCCAUGGACCCAUUGGUAAUCUCUCUUCCCUUGCCCCAUUUUGUAACUUUUCAUAUGUAGUCCUGCCCCCCCCCCAAAACCUGUAACAAAUUUAGAAAACAAAUCUGUCCAGUCCUGCUUUUUUUAAUUGAUGAUUUAAGAAAUUAAGGCAGGUCAUUCAUGCUUGAGGUAUUCAGUAUUGUCAUACAUGAGGUUUCUGACCUUUAAGAGUCACUGGAUCAAAAGUCAAAAUCAGAAGGACAGAUUCCAGAGUUUUCCAAAGUUCACUAUGACAAAAAUAAUUCACACAAGCUUUUCUUAUCAAGACUUCUUAACUCGGCACAGAAAAAAACAGACUUCAGCAGUGGGUAAAGUCCAAAAAUACCAGAACCUUAACACUUUACAGGACCAACUCUUUCUGAUGGAAAAUAUAGAGAUACAGAUCCUACAAAAUAUUUAUUACUGGUCAUUUUGAAAAAGUAAAAAGGACAGAACAGAUUCGGAGUCAAACAGCAGAAGAACUCACUAAAACGCGAACAGGGUGAAACCUGUCCUAACACAAAUUGUCUUUUGACUGCACAAAAAUAUAUCUCCUGAUGACAAUUUCCUCCAAACCUUCAAAGUGACGGUAAGAAAACAGAAAUGUAACUGGAUCACUAAAUGGUCUUGUCAAACUAGAAACAAUAACUAAGAAUGAGGGAUGUAAAAACAGAAGGUCCACACGCUCCGUCAGGGCUCACAGUGGGUUCAGAUGAAAUUAUACUGAUACCACUCCACGGAUCUGUGGGAAUAAAAAAGAAGAUAUAAGUGACUGCUACUCAAAGCAGCUUCAUGUUUUUAUCAACCACCUGUUUACUUAGAUGUUAGAGCAAAAACCUGUUUCAUUCACAUUGAUUUAGAAGAUGUUAUCAGGUAUUAUAAGAGGAACAGAUGCAUUACAGCACAGUGGGACAUGGAUGAAUACUCAAAAACAUUAAACAAAACCGGUCAGUCCGUAAAGAAGUGAGAUAAACAUUCAUUUGAUAGGAGUAAAUAAAAAACUGAAAUAUUUUUUUUUAAGAAUAAAUUCAGUCGAUGUUUGAUAGUCGGUGUUUGGAAAGUGAGUCUCAGGAGUAAAGAAAACAAGCUGUACUUCAAUGAGGAUCAUGCACAGCAUCUAUGAAGUUUCACUUUUUCCACUUCUGAAAAAGUGCAGCCCCCAUCAAAACAUUGAUGUAAGGUUGAAAUCCUGCAGAAUAUCUAUAUAAAUAUAUAUAUUUAUAUAUGAUUGAAAACAGCACAAAGAAAUGUUAAAUGUUUAAAUGGAAAAGUUUGAUGAUCUUGUGAAAAAUAUAUGCUUGUUGUAAAUUUGAGGGCUGCAACACAGACAAAUAAAAAAAAUUUACAACGGAGAUAAUAAAACACCAAAA